GAGUGUGCUGCUGAUUGCAGUAUUGGUCUGGAAACCAUUGCAUUAUUCUGGUUUGUGGAGGACCUUUUUUUGAGUCGUCAAUUAUUGUUUUUUUCUUUUGAAAAAUCAUCACAAUUGCUCGUGAGCUUUUUGUCAUUAUUAUUGUAGUCUUUCAUUUUGUAAUUAAUGGAGAUAUUAUUCCGAUAUACUAUAUGAAGAAAGAUUUAGGUCUUAUCAGCUAAAGGAUGUUUGAUCUUAAGUCGUCUUAACUGUGAAAAGGAGACCAUGUAUAUGCUUGUCAAAAUUGACUGCUGUAUGUUUCGGAUUUGCUAGGUAGCCGCUAUCUUUGCUUCCAUCAUAAUCACAUUAAUUGCACAUUCAAUGCCACACUACAAGAAAAAUUGCCUUUAGCGACAUUUUUGUAGCAGCAAUAAUGUUACCGUCGCUAAUUUAAUCACAAAAUUAAAAGAUUUGUGUUAAUCAGAAACUGGUCGGUAAUAAUUCAUCGGCACCGGCAAUUAGAGAAUAAAUCCACCAAAGACCCACCGCGACCUCGCUUUUUCCCUCGUUUCCCUCUGAAACCAUUUCUUCCAUUCGCUGAAACUGAAGGCGCCACCACCAAUUCACCAUCCUCUGAAUCCUGAAGGUUUACGUGAACGUGAGAACGAUAAGGUGAUGGAGAUCGCGUACAGGGUUUUUCUUGUGCGAUUCACUACCAGCUUCUCGAUGUUGUUCAUCACUGGAUCGUGCCCAUAGACAAGGUCAAUUUUGAUGCCAGGAACGAACUCAAAAUCACCAAGCUGAUUUGGUAUCUAAUUUUUUUCCUGCUAUGGUGGGCCUGCUGCAGAAUAUCAGUAGCAGUAGCAUAGCAGUUUGAAGGAACUUGAAAAUGGGCAUCUUCGUCUCGUCGGUGUGUUGUGACUUUAGUAGUUUUAGUAAAAUGUAUCUUUCAGUUUCUCAGGUUUUUGGUUCAGAGAUGCAGGGGUGUGAGGUAUCUAUUUAUGGAUUAUUUGGAAGUGUUAUAUCCUACAUUUACUGAUAUUCUUUAUGUAGUUGUUAGACCCAAGAGACUGAUAAACAAAUUGAAUACUUGUUUGGGCUACUUCAAAAGCUAAAGGUAUCCAUUGUUUUCAUUAUUAAUCACUCUUUAGCAGCAAGGUCUCAUCUAAAUCUGUUACGAAGUGUACUUUUCUUAGGAAGCUAAUGAGGAAUCAAAAUCUGUUACAAAAGCAUCUGCCAUGAAAGUCCUAAUUUGUUGCAGGUAGAAACUUUAUGUCGUAGUUCCUGAGUCAAGGAUGGUAUGCCUUUUGUUAUAUUGCUAUACUUUGAACAAGACGCAAAUCGUGUUCAUUCACUUCCAAGCUUCACUUUUUUCUCUCUAGACUCUGAAGUGCUUCAGAUUUUCCGUACUUGAGUGCUUCUCUUGGUGAAAUCUAAUUCUUCUCCUCUAUUCAUCAAGGGUUUUUAUGUGGUGUACACGCCAUUGGCUAAACAUUCAAUAGUUGAAUAAUGGCUGGUGAGGCUUCUGGUGACCUAAAUUUGUCAUGUGGUUCUGAUUUUGGAGAUGAUGGGGGAGAGACUUUGAAGCAAGAUUCAGAAGUGAGGAAGUUUGCUUCUUAUGAAGGAUCUGGUGGUGGUGGUGAUGAUGAUAUCCUUUUUUCAGCAAGUUCAUUCCAGGUUCCUACUGUGCUGCCUGUUAAGAAGAGAACACUAGAUAUUGAUAACAACAAUUCCUCGCACAGUUCAGCUAAGAAAUCAAAGGUGUCAUUACAUGAUGAUGAAGAAGAUGAUGAUGAUGAUAUGCCUAUUUCAUGGAUAGUGAAAAGGUCGUCCGUUUCAGCUGAUAAAUCACUUUCCAUGAUGAAGAAGUUCAUAGUGAAAGAACUUGAUUUGCUAGAAAAAGCAUUUGAGGAAUGCCGAAGGAAGCGACAAGCAGAGGAACUGAGAUUGCACUCCCUGGAGAGACAAGUUGAGGAGUGCACCAUAGAGCUUGAUAAUAAGAAAAUCCAAGUUGGCUGUAUUCGAAGAAUUAAUGAAAUUUACAAAAAACUGCAGAUGAAAAUUGAAGAAUGUGUCUGCGAUUUUGUGACCAAGGAAACAUCGCACAGUUUGAUGGAGGACUUGGUUAAAGAGUGCGAGCUAGAGCUCAAGACAAAACAGGUUGAACUUGAGGUUCUUUUUCAAAAAAUUGCUCAAUGUACUAAGGAUAUGGAGACCAAAGAGGGAGAGUUUGAUGCAAUAAACAAGUUAUUUGAUGAACAAGAAAAAGAGCUAGAGUCAGAAAGGAAGAAGUUACUUCAGGUAAUCUCGACAAGGACUUAUCAUUGUGCUGUGAAGGACAUUGAGUCUAUGAAGAAGCAACAAGAAGGCAGGAGUAAGGAGCUUGAGUCAAUACAGAAGCGACUUGAAGAUCGAGUGAAGGAGUUUGACUUAAAAGAAGAGGAAUUUGUAUGCCGAGUGAAGGAGAUUGAAUCAAAUCUUGGGAGCCAAGAAAAGGACAUUGAUUCAAAAAAGAAGCAACUUGAAGGCCAAUUAAAGGAGCUCGUUUCAAAAGAGAAACAACUUGAAGGUCGAGCGGAUGAACUUGAGUUAAAAGAGAAUCGACUUAAAGGCCAACUAAAGGAGUUCAAAUCAAAAGAGGAGGAAUUUGAAGGUCGAGUGCAGGAGCUUGAGUUAAAAGAGAAUCAACUUAAAGGCCAAAUUAAGGAGUUCGAAUCAAAAGAGGAGCAACUUUCAGAACAAGUGAAAGAUCUGGAAUCAAAAAAUAAGCAUUCUGAAAGCCUAAUGGAGGAGAUCAAAACAAGAGAGAAGGAACUUGAAGACCGAGUGGAGGAGCUCGAGUUAAAAGAGAAGCAACUUAAAAGCCAAGUUAACGAGUUUGAAUCAAAAAAGGAGGAAUUUGUCGAACAAGUGAAGGAUCUUGAAUCAAAAAAGAAGCAUUAUGAAAGCCUAGUGGAGGAGGAACUCAAAUCAAAAGAGAAGAAACUUGAAGGCCGAUUGAAGGAGAUUGAAUCAAAAGAGAAGCAACUUGAAGAUCAAGUGAAGGAAUUUGAAUUAAAAAUGGAGGAAUUCGAAAGCCAAGUAAAGGAGCUCAAAUCAGACGAGAGAAGAGAGAAGCAAAAUGAAGUAUCAGUAAAAUCAAUUAAAGAGGAAAGUGAAUUGGUUACAUCUUACACAGAUAAUCAAUUGAGUCCCACCAUUGAUGGAAGGAGUUUGCAGAUGCUACCAAGUGAGCAAACAGAUGAACAACCUGAAUCGAUUGAAAAUAACAUUCUAGCUCAGCUCAAAGCAACAUCAGAUCCAUCAAAAGUCGUUUUGGAUAUUAUACAGAACCCGAUUGUUCCACCAUGUAUGAAGGGAGACAAUGCUGUAAUUAUUGAAAGCAGCCACAUUUUGAUUCUAGAACAACUGAUGCGUAUCUCGCCACAUGUUAAACCUCAUGUAAGAGAAGAAGCAAUGAGGCUAGCACUUGAUCUGAAGAAAGCUUGUGAUCUGAAAGCUAACAUGAGAGAAAAUUCUGUGAACUCUUUGGUGGUUCUGUGUUUUCUACAACUCCUUUCAAUCUAUGGAUUACUUUCUUCUUUUGAUGAGGAUGAAGUUUUAAAGCUUUUUGACUUUGCUGCUCAUCACAAGCAAACUGUCGAGCUGUUUCAGACCCUGGGUUUCACAGACAAAGUCUCUGAUUUUGUUCAGAGCCUUAUUAAGAAGGAGCAGUAUUUUGAAGCUGUUAGAUUCAUUUGUGCAUUUAAGUUGGAAGACAAGAAUCAACCUGUUGAUCUCUUGCGGAAAUACGCGCAGAAUGCAAAACUGAUUUCUGGGCGCAUUUGCAAGAACACCAUGUCUCUUGAAAUCAAGGAUGAUGCCAGAGAUCAAGAAAUUGCUAGCCUGAAAAGUGUUCAACAAUGCAUUUCAGACAACAAUCUAGAAUCUGAGGAUCUAAUUAAUGAGAUUCAACAUCGCAUUAAUGAGCUAAGUUGGGAAAAAGGCAUUGGUGUUUAUAACCUAAGGAAAAGAAAAGCUUCUAAUGGACACUAGUUGGGGUAUAUUAAACCUCUCUGGUGAAUUAACAGGAUUCUCUACCUAUGCAAAUAGUCUGCAAAGAAAAAGUUAGAGACUGAAAAACUCAUUAUAAAUUUACACGGUUAUCUUAUCUCUUUUAUACUAUUUUUUUCUUUCUUUUGUAUUUUCGUUUAUUCUGAUUUGCCAAAGGCUUAGCUUUGAUAUGUAGAAACUUUUUUAAUAUGCAAAGUAGUACUCAUAUUUGGAGUAUGUGCCA
Molecule: messenger RNA, 4255 nt
Organism: Lotus japonicus
Lineage: Eukaryota; Viridiplantae; Streptophyta; Magnoliopsida; Fabales; Fabaceae
Exons: 9
Coding region: 1489-4014 (841 amino acids)
Source: RefSeq, a predicted model, not a curated record